Molecule: messenger RNA, 3324 nt
Organism: Glycine soja
Lineage: Eukaryota; Viridiplantae; Streptophyta; Magnoliopsida; Fabales; Fabaceae
Product: respiratory burst oxidase homolog protein C-like
Exons: 12
Coding region: 162-2858 (898 amino acids)
Cellular component (GO): plasma membrane
Molecular function (GO): NAD(P)H oxidase H2O2-forming activity; calcium ion binding; peroxidase activity
Source: RefSeq, a predicted model, not a curated record
AUGGCUGUCAUUGUUGUCCAUAGCAAGAGGUUAGCAGCAUACGUACAUAUAGAAGGCAAAACGAGCAGGUAGCUAGUAGAGAAACAAAUGAGUGUGAAGAAAGAGACCUGAAAGUGCUGUUGAGCCGGUGUGUUCAUCAGACAAAAAAAAACCCAGCAACAAUGGGAGGCACUUCUGCAGAUCUUCACCACCAUGAAUCAGAUAUAGAACUCACUGAUGCUGAAAGGACUGACACGAAGUUAGGGGCUUCUGAUUCAAAAGCUGGCAAUGAUGUUGGACUUGACAGUGGCACCAAAUCCCAGGCUGAAGCUGAAGGACAACACUACGUGGAGGUGACCAUGGACAUUCAUCGUGACUCUGUGGCAUUACACAGUGUUAAAACUGUUGCAGCCGGUGUUGACAUGGUGGAAGAAGAAGGUGAUAAAUUGGGUUUGAUGGGCAAGAGGCUUGAGAAGAAAACAACCUUUGGUGCCUCUGUGGUUCAGAGUGCUGCCAAUCGCAUGAAGCAGCUGAAGCGUUUGGCAUCAUUUUCAAAACCAGCGCCCAAACACUUUGAAAGGACCAAGUCUGCAGUGGGUCAUGCUCUCACAGGGCUCAAGUUUAUCAGCAAGACCGAUGGUGGCGCAGGAUGGGGUGAGGUGGAGAAGCAGUUUAACAAGCUUACUGCUACCACUGGUGGCUAUCUUCCUCGUGCUCUCUUUGCCCAAUGCUUAGGGUUGAACAAGGAGUCUGAGGCUUAUGCAGAGAAGCUUUUUGAUACUCUUGCUAGGCAGAGAGGUAUUCAGGGGGGUUCCAUUAACAAGAUCCAGUUGAAGGAGUUCUGGGAUCAUAUUUCUGACCAGAGCUUUGAUACUAGGCUCAAAACAUUCUUUGACAUGGUUGAUAAAGAUGCCGAUGGCAGAAUUACCGAGGAAGAAAUUAAAGAGAUUAUCUGCCUUAGCGCCACUGCCAACAAACUGUCAAACAUCCAGAAACAAGCAGAGGAAUAUGCGGCUUUGAUCAUGGAAGAAUUGGACCCUGCUGACACAGGAUACAUCAUGAUAGACAACCUGGAGACGCUCUUGUUGCAUGAACCAGAGGAAACCACAAGAGGAGAAAGUAAAUACCUGAGCCAAAUGCUAAGUCAAAAACUUAAGUCUACAUUUGCCGACAGUGCAAUUAUGAGGUGGUGUAGAGAUGCCAAGUACUUCUUGCUGGACAAUUGGCAAAGAUCUUGGGUACUUGCACUUUGGAUUGGUGUGAUGUUAGGUCUUUUUGCCUAUAAAUUUGUGCAAUAUAGGAGAAAAGCAGCCUAUGAGGUGAUGGGCCAUUGUGUAUGCAUGGCAAAAGGUGCAGCCGAGACACUUAAAUUGAACAUGGCUCUUAUCUUGUUACCUGUUUGCCGCAACACCAUCACCUGGCUGAGGAAUAAGACCAAGUUAGGUGUUGUAGUUCCUUUGGAUGACAACAUCAACUUCCACAAGGUGAUAGCUGUGGCAAUAGCAGUUGCUGUUGCUGUACAUUCCAUCUAUCAUCUUACUUGUGAUUUUCCUCGCCUUCUUCAUGCAAGUGAUGAAAAGUACAAGCUGAUGCAACCUUUUUUCGGAGACAGACCAUCAGAUUAUUGGUAUUUUGUCAAAUCAUGGGAAGGAGUAACAGGGAUCAUAAUAGUUGUGCUAAUGGCAAUAGCCUUUACGCUGGCUAAUCCUAGGUUCAGGAGAGGCCGGGCCAAACUACCCAAACCUUUCAACAAAUUCACAGGUUUCAAUGCCUUUUGGUAUUCGCAUCACCUCUUCGUCAUUGUCUAUGCCCUGUUGGUUGUACAUGGAAUCAAACUUUACUUAACUAAGGAAUGGUACAAGAAAACGACCUGGAUGUAUCUGGCUAUUCCCAUCACCAUUUAUGCAUUGGAAAGACUGGUUAGAGCAUUCAGAUCGAGCAUUAAGUCCGUCAGAAUAUUGAAGGUGACUCUUUAUCCUGGAAACGUGUUAUCACUUAAAAUGUCAAAGCCGCAUGGGUUUAGCUACAAAAGUGGACAAUACAUGUUUGUGAACUGUGCUGCUGUGUCUCCAUUUGAAUGGCAUCCAUUUUCCAUAACUUCCGCCCCUGAUGAUGAUUACCUUAGCGUUCACAUAAAAAUACUUGGUGAUUGGACUCGAAGUCUGAAAGCCAAAUUCACACAGGCGUGCCAGCAACCCCUCAAUGGACAGAGUGGACUCCUAAGAGCUGAAUGCUUGAAAGGAGAUAACAGCCCAAGUUCCUUUCCAAAGGUUCUGGUGGAUGGUCCAUAUGGGGCGCCAGCGCAAGACUACAGGGAGUAUGAGGUGGUGUUGCUAGUGGGGCUUGGAAUUGGGGCUACCCCAAUGAUAAGUAUACUAAAGGACAUGGUGAACAAUUUUAAGGCCAUUGAUGAGGAGGAGGGAAUAGGUGGUGCUAAAUCACCAACGAGGUUGAGUGACUUCAAGACAAGUAGGGCAUACUUCUAUUGGGUGACUAGAGAGCAGGGUUCAUUUGACUGGUUCAAAGGGGUCAUGAACGAAGUGGCCGAAGAGGACCGAAGGAAAGUGAUUGAACUCCACAGCUACUGCACCAGCGUCUACGAAGAGGGUGAUGCUCGCUCUGCUCUUAUUGCUAUGUUGCAGUCCCUAAACCAUGCAAAGAAUGGAGUGGACAUUGUCUCUGGCACACGCGUCAUGUCUCACUUUGCCAAACCCAAUUGGCGCAGUGUCUACAAGCGCAUUGCGCUUAAUCAUCCAGAUGCCCGAGUUGGGGUAUUUUACUGUGGGCCAUCAGCCCUCACCCAUGAGCUUCGUCAGCUAGCAUUGGAUUUCUCUCACAACACAUCCACCAAGUACGACUUCCAUAAAGAAAAUUUCUGACAAGAUAGGGGAAUUAUCGGAGAUCAGGUGAAGGAUGAUGUGGAACGAGCUAAGGCGUCCACCUUGAUCCCCAUUCCCCACCACCUAGAUGAUUGCCUAUAAAUAAUUAAGUUUCUACAUAUGGUUGGUUGUUAUGGCUUUGUAAAAGCACGAAGGCUGGCGGCUGCUAAAUGGUUGAAGUAGUGAGUUGGCUACCAAUUACAAAAGGUGUGGGCGUCUGGUUGGAUGGCCCUAUUAUUGUGUCUGCGUGUCUUUGUGUCUAUGUAAAUUUAAGGAGAAAUAACCACAAGGGUAUUUUAUUUUUUCUCUUUUUGGAAGGACCUGGGAGAAACUAGAAAGUAAUACAGAAGGGAGAAUAAUGUCCAGCCGGAGUGCACUUGAUAGUUUGUAUUAAUCCACAAUGCCUUUUUGUUGAUCAAUUGCAGAAUUCAGAGAUUCAUUAUAAAUAUCAUACAUAACUUGUCCA